UUAAUGCUUGUUUGGCAGCUAUCAAUAGGCACAUUGUUGAGAAAAGUUUAUUCAAUAAUCUUGAUCUUUAUCAUAACAAUAGACAUACAUAUAAAAGAUUAUGGCAAAUUGUUGAUGGCAAACUUCGAUACCUUGAUGAACUUGGACUUGGUGAAAAAAAAGGUGCUGAUUCAUUAACUGACAAAGAGAUCAAUAUAAUAUUGUCACAUUCAUGUACAUCACCAACAAAUGGAUAUGGCUUAAUCAACAGAGUUUUUUUUCGAAACUGCGUUUUACUAGGUUUAAGA
This is a messenger RNA of Entrophospora candida, 287 nucleotides long. NCBI's taxonomy places the organism in Eukaryota, Fungi, Glomeromycota, Glomeromycetes, Entrophosporales, Entrophosporaceae. The record is from the annotation of a GenBank genome assembly.